Diprion similis is the source of this 1321-nucleotide messenger RNA. Its product is annotated as PI-PLC X domain-containing protein 3. The record is from RefSeq and is a predicted model, not a curated record. Gene Ontology annotation, biological process: lipid metabolic process. Bases 286 to 1302 code for a protein of 338 amino acids. The transcript has 2 exons. Lineage: Eukaryota; Metazoa; Arthropoda; Insecta; Hymenoptera; Diprionidae. Gene Ontology annotation, molecular function: phosphoric diester hydrolase activity.
CUGGGUAAUCCAUUAAUAGCAAUGGCGGACGGGAACAACAAGUCGAAUAAAAACUAAACUCGAUUUCGACAAUCAUGAUAGGAGUGAGGAGAGAAAGAAAGACGUUGACUACAAGUAGGUAGAAUCGCGUGUGAGAAGGUCAACUUCGCAACGAUCGCGCGGCUGCGGCUGACAUUUGCGUCACGAGUCUGCUACAAGGAACACCUGCGAGUAGCAGUUUCAUCGACAUUAUUCCGGUCUUUGAACCAGGUGGUUUUUUCGUUUGUAAUUGAGUGAGUUUUCGGCAUGCAGAACAUCGACGAUGCUCCGCCCGGCGAGACCACGAUUUACAAAAAUCUCGAAUUCUGGAUGUCAGAUCUCCCGCCACAGUUGAAAACAUUACCCAUAAAUCAUCUGGCCAUACCCGGUUCACAUGAUACAAUGACCUACACAAUCUCGCGAAAGGGUGAGAUUGGACCUGAUGGACCCAAGUUCUUGAGGCAUUUGGGCUGCUUCAAGAUGGUAGCGAAGCCAGUCAUAUUCAAUUGGUCGAUAACCCAACACGACGACGUCAAAGCCCAGCUUAACGGAGGAAUUCGUUACCUGGACCUGCGAGUGGCAAAAAAAGAUGGUCUAAAUGAAAUAUGUUUUUUACACGGAUUGUAUGGAGCUUCGAUUGAGGAACCACUUGAAGAUAUCGCUGAUUGGCUUACGUCACAUCCUGGCGAAGUUGUAAUUCUUGAUUUCCAGCAUUUUUACCAAUUUAGCGACUCUCUCCACAAUGUGUUAAUAAAUAUUAUCGAAAGUACAUUCAAAGGAAAACUGUGUCCGGUCUUUCCAAGCUUUACUCACAUUUCUCUGCAAUGGCUUGCCUUAGAAAAGUACCAAGUAUUCGUAAUAUAUAGAAAUGUGGCUGUGAUGAAUCACACUAAUUUGUGGUUCAGCAGUUUAUGGGUUACUCCAUGGCCAAAUACGGUCAACCCGGUACACCUUAUCGAAUUUUUGGACAAAUCACUAGAAUCUAGAAAUCCAAGAACUGGUUUUGUUUCUCAAUGUUUACUUACACCAGAUACAUUCUAUGUUUUAAAGCACGUUUUUGGAAAUUUAGAAAGAGAUUUAGUCGAUGUUUGUCGAACUAAUACUUUACCAUGGAUACGCAAUAAGAAACCGGGCAGCGACGGAUUGAAUAUAGUGAUAUCCGAUUUUGUGUCGUACAAUAAUUUUUUAUUUUCAAAAACUGUGAUUCAGCGUAACGUUGAAAUGUUAAAAGUAUCCAGCAAACCAAUCUCUGGAAAAUACAUAGAGGUUCAAUCUAAAUCGUAGAUUCAAUUAUAUUGGUUUG